Molecule: messenger RNA, 1949 nt
Organism: Galeopterus variegatus (Sunda flying lemur)
Lineage: Eukaryota; Metazoa; Chordata; Mammalia; Dermoptera; Cynocephalidae
Gene: UGDH
Product: UDP-glucose 6-dehydrogenase
Exons: 12
Coding region: 177-1574 (465 amino acids)
Biological process (GO): glycosaminoglycan biosynthetic process
Cellular component (GO): cytosol; nucleus
Molecular function (GO): UDP-glucose 6-dehydrogenase activity; NAD binding
Source: RefSeq, a predicted model, not a curated record
GCCUCCUCGGGCAGAAACCUUUAAAUACGGGCUCGGCCCGGGAGCGGGGUGCGGCGCCUGGCAGCCUGAGGGAGGGGCCUGUGGGGAGGUGAGAUCUGGCUGAGCGGAGGAAGGUGCCGUCCGAGCGUUCGGGCUACGAGCUGCCGCCGCGCUCGUGGCUUGGAAGUGGUACAAUCAUGUUUGAAAUUAAGAAGAUCUGCUGCAUCGGUGCAGGUUAUGUUGGAGGACCCACAUGUAGUGUCAUUGCUCAAAUGUGUCCUAAAAUCAGGGUAACGGUUGUUGAUGUCAAUGAAUCAAGAAUCAAUGCAUGGAAUUCUCCUACACUUCCUAUUUAUGAGCCAGGACUAAAAGAAGUGGUUGAAUCCUGUCGAGGAAAAAAUCUAUUUUUUUCUACCAAUAUUGAUGAUGCCAUUAAAGAAGCUGAUCUUGUAUUUAUUUCUGUGAACACUCCAACAAAAACCUAUGGAAUGGGGAAAGGCCGGGCAGCAGAUCUGAAGUAUAUUGAAGCUUGUGCUAGACGUAUUGUGCAAAACUCAAAUGGGUACAAAAUUGUGACUGAGAAAAGCACAGUUCCAGUGCGUGCAGCAGAAAGUAUUCGUCGUAUAUUUGAUGCGAACACAAAACCCAACUUGAAUUUACAGGUGUUGUCCAACCCUGAGUUCUUGGCAGAGGGAACAGCUAUCAAGGACCUAAAGAACCCAGACAGAGUACUCAUAGGAGGGGAUGAAACCCCAGAGGGCCAGAGAGCUGUGCAGGCACUGUGUGCUGUCUACGAGCACUGGGUUCCCAGAGAAAGGAUCAUCACUACUAAUACGUGGUCUUCAGAGCUUUCCAAACUGGCAGCAAAUGCUUUCCUUGCCCAGAGAAUCAGCAGCAUUAACUCCAUAAGUGCCCUGUGUGAAGCAACAGGAGCUGAUGUAGAAGAGGUAGCAACAGCCAUUGGAAUGGACCAGAGAAUUGGAAAUAAGUUUCUAAAAGCCAGUGUUGGUUUUGGUGGGAGCUGCUUCCAAAAAGAUGUUCUGAAUUUGGUUUAUCUCUGUGAGGCUCUCAAUUUGCCUGAAGUAGCUCGUUAUUGGCAACAGGUCAUAGACAUGAAUGACUACCAGAGGAGGAGGUUUGCCUCCCGGAUCAUAGACAGUCUGUUUAAUACAGUGACUGAUAAGAAGAUUGCUAUUUUGGGAUUUGCAUUCAAAAAGGACACUGGCGAUACGAGAGAAUCCUCUAGUAUAUAUAUUAGCAAAUAUUUGAUGGAUGAAGGCGCACACCUCCAUAUAUAUGAUCCAAAAGUACCCAGGGAACAAAUAGUUGUGGAUCUUUCUCAUCCGGGUGUUUCAGAGGAUGACCAAGUGUCCCGACUUGUGACCAUUUCCAAGGAUCCAUAUGACGCAUGUGAUGGUGCCCAUGCUGUUGUUAUUUGUACUGAGUGGGACAUGUUUAAGGAAUUGGACUAUGAACGCAUUCAUAAAAAAAUGCUAAAGCCAGCCUUUAUCUUUGAUGGACGACGUGUCCUGGAUGGGCUCCACAACGAACUACAAACCAUUGGCUUCCAGUCCAGGGAGGUGGACCAGGGCUAGAAGAGCACUUCCACGGUCAUCAGAGACCCAGGCUUCUUCAUCUGGUUGCUCUGCCACCCUUGACACAAGUCUCCUGUCUCAUGGUCCAAGAUGGCUGUUCAGCACCAAGCAUCAUGUUUUCAUUCUAACCAGCAGGGAAGGAGGAAAAGAGGAAGGGAAAGGUACGGACCCUCCCUUUAAGAGCACAUUCAGAAGUAGCAUAAGUCAUUGUGCUCACACACUGUUGGCCAAAACUUAGUCACAUAUCCACAACUGGCUGCAAAGCAGUCUGAGAAAUAUAAUUUUUAGCAGGAUGAUCAUAUGCCAGAUAAAAAUUCUCUUAUUGCAGAAGGAGAGUUACAGAAAUUGAGGGACUGGCUGGUUAGCUCACUCAGU